This is a messenger RNA of Bactrocera neohumeralis, 1860 nucleotides long. RefSeq names its product maltase A3. Gene Ontology annotation, biological process: carbohydrate metabolic process. The record is from RefSeq and is a predicted model, not a curated record. The transcript is spliced from 6 exons. Bases 18 to 1748 code for a protein of 576 amino acids. NCBI's taxonomy places the organism in Eukaryota, Metazoa, Arthropoda, Insecta, Diptera, Tephritidae.
AGUAAUUGAAGGAAAUCAUGCGGAUUUUUUUGAGAUUUUUAGCAGUCCUAAUAGUAAUAAUCGCCGUCACAGGCGCGGACGCAAAUAAAGCGUGGUGGAAAAGUGCAACGUUCUACCAAAUAUAUCCGCGCUCAUUCAAAGACAGCGACGGUGAUGGCAUUGGCGAUAUAAAAGGAAUUAUGCAACAACUGCCCUAUCUGAAGGAGAUCGGAGUCGAUGCAACUUGGCUUUCGCCCAUCUUCACGUCGCCAAUGGCCGAUUUCGGUUAUGAUGUAAGCAAUUUCACGGAAAUCGAUCCAAUGUUCGGCACACUAGAAGAUUUCGAAGCAAUGCUGGCAAAGGCUAAAGAGAUUGGGGUGAAAAUAAUUUUGGACUUUGUGCCCAAUCAUACGAGUGAUGAAUGCGAGUGGUUCAUUAAAUCAGUACAGAAUGAUCCGGAGUAUAGGGACUUCUAUAUUUGGCAUCCGGGUAAAAAUAAUUCGCUUGCGCCACCAACGAACUGGAUAAGUGUUUUUCGCGGCUCCAUGUGGACGUGGAAUGAGCAACGUCAGGCCUACUAUCUGCAUCAGUUUCAUGCCAAACAACCCGAUCUUAAUUACGACAAUCCCAAAGUGCGCGAAGCCAUGAAGAACGUGCUACGUUAUUGGGUGCGUAAAGGUGUUGCCGGUUUCCGUGUUGACGCCGUGCCACAUAUCUAUGAAGUGGCUGCCGAUGCUGAUGGCAACUGGCCCGAUGAACCACGUAAUCCCAAUGUGCAGGAUGCCGAAGACUAUGAAUACCUGCAACACAUCUACACCACCAACCAGCCUGGCACACUUGAUGUUGUCUAUGAACUCCGCGAGGUGCUGAAGGAACUGGAUGAGGAACUAGGUGGCGACGAACAUGUACUCUUGAGCGAAGCUUAUGCGCCCAUCAACACCCUGAUGUUGUAUUAUGGAAAUGGCACGGCGGAUGGUGCACAAAUACCCUUUAAUUUUGAGUUAAUCAGCAAUGUGAACGAAAAUUCAACCGCCUUUGACUACUCGAACUUAAUACACAACUGGUUGGAUAACAUGCCUGCUGGAGGCGUGGCGAAUUGGGUGCUUGGCAAUCAUGAUCAAUCACGCAUUGGCACACGUCUGGGAAAGGAUCGCAUGGACUUGAUCAAUAUAUUGCUGAAGACCCUACCUGGCAUUAGCGUCACAUACCAAGGAGAAGAAAUUGGCAUGACGGACGUCUGGAUUUCCUGGGAGGAAACCGUAGAUCCACAAGGUUGCCAAUCGAACCCCGACGAGUACGAACGUCUCACCCGCGACCCUGUGCGCACACCAUUCCAGUGGAAUGAUGGACACAAGGCCGGUUUCACUGAAGGUGACAAAACUUGGCUGCCGUUGGCAGAGGAUUUUAAGCUGGUUAAUGUUAAACGUGAACGCGGCAUUGCCAAUAGUCACCUAAAUAUCUACAAACAGCUGCAGCUGUUGCGUGCAACGCAGACAAUGCGCGAAGGCGACGCCGAAGUAAAAGCGAUCAGCGAAAAUGUGUUGGGCAUUAAGCGUUUUUUAAGUGGCGAGCGCACUUACGUUAUUCUGCUGAAUCUACACGACGACGUGGAGACGAUCAACUUGAAUUCUGCCUUUAGUGAGCUCACGUCUGAAUUGGAAUAUGUGUUGGUGACUGCCAAAAGCAUACGACGCAAGGGGGAUAAGGUCUAUGCAGACACCAUUGCACUGAUGCCGAAGGAAGCUAUUGUGCUCUCUACAAUCGCCUAAGUCUGAUAUUUUCUAUUUAUAUACAUAGUUUAAGCUACAUACAAGAAUAUUAGCCAUUAUUUUGUUUUACACAUAGGACUGAUAAAUAAAUUUAUACUCUUUGAUACUCAAA